This is a messenger RNA of Medicago truncatula (barrel medic), 1008 nucleotides long. RefSeq lists its product as uncharacterized. Lineage: Eukaryota; Viridiplantae; Streptophyta; Magnoliopsida; Fabales; Fabaceae. The coding region runs from base 194 to 751 and encodes 185 amino acids. The transcript is spliced from 4 exons. The record is from RefSeq and is a predicted model, not a curated record.
AGGAAAAGAAUUAAUUAUAGUGAGCUGUGAUUGUAUAGAUUCGACCGCCAGAAACGGUGAUUGGGAAGUUGACGAUUUCAGCGGCAUCCAUUUAGCGGUAGAUAACGUAGUCUCACUCUCACCUCUUUAUAGUCACUGAAUCAUUAACGAUCCCCUUUCGUCAAUCUCUCUCUCUUUCUCCAAGUGCGAAGUCAUGGCUGCCUCCAUCAAACACAUGGCUCUCGCUGUUUCGUUACUUGGUUUCGUCUCUUUCAUACUCGGUGUUAUUGCCGAAAACAAAAAGCCUGCUUCUGGUACACCAAUAGCUGUGAAGGAUGGUGUGACCUGCAAGUUCCCUUCCGAUCCAACAGUUGCAUUAGGUUAUCUUUCUGUUGCAUUUCUCAUCGCAUCAACAGUCGUUGGAUAUCUUUCCCUUUUUUACCCUUACCAAGGAAAGUCUGUUCCACAAGGGGUUCUCUUUAAACACACCACUUUCCUUGUUUUCUUCAAUAUUGCAUUGUUUUCAUCGGGACUUGCUGCAACUCUGCUGUUAUGGCCAGUAAUAACGGAGCAGAUUCACCUAUCGCGCAAAGUACAUCUUGAUGCCAACUAUGCUUGCCCUACAGCUAAAACUGGUCUCAUUGGAGGUGGUGCCUUUUUAUCCCUUGAUUCAUGCCUCUUUUGGUUGGUCGCCCUUAUGUUAGCUGACAAUGCUAGGGAGGAUCAUUUUGAAGAAAACAAGACUUUUGAAGAUGCAAGUGUAGCCAUAUAGGAACAGAAAUGAAUGGAUGUGCUAUAACCUGUUAAUAAAGUCAAAGUAGAAGCAUCAAACAUUAUUUUUAUCUUGUCAUUGUUUCAAUUAUAUGAUGGAUUAUAUGGAUUUAUUUACUUUACGUGGCUGUUCUAUUUUCUAUGAAUUUCAUCGUGGUUCAAGCAGCACCACAUUGUUGUCUAUGAUCAAGAACAAUGCAACACUGUCACUUUUUUACCUUUUUAAUGAUAAAUGUUAAUAUAGUAAUUGUUAUGUUA